Messenger RNA from Microcebus murinus (gray mouse lemur), 3751 nucleotides. RefSeq names its product claudin 12 (gene CLDN12). Gene Ontology annotation, cellular component: plasma membrane. Lineage: Eukaryota; Metazoa; Chordata; Mammalia; Primates; Cheirogaleidae. The record is from RefSeq and is a predicted model, not a curated record.
CCAGUGGCUUCUGGGAAUUGUAGUCCCAGACUUCCAGGACAUUCUUGUUUAGGGUCGCGGGAGAGCCGGGCUUCGCUCCCAGAAGCCUCCGGUGCGGCUUGCUGGGAACGCACUUCCGGGGACGCUGAGAAGGAGACGCUCCAAGAGGCUCCUCAGUGUGGGCGAGUGAAAUGCUCUGCGUGUGAGAAACAGGCCCAGAUCAUCACUACUCUGUAUAUUCAGAUUUGUAUAUGUUUCUUCUAAGUUGAUUAAAACUAUUUUAGAACUAUCAGGUACCUCAGAGGUCUGACAGUACUGCACACGCCUGCCUGCCAUGGGCUGUCGGGAUGUCCACGCAGCCACAGUCCUGUCCUUCCUUUGUGGAAUCGCCUCGGUAGCAGGCCUCUUUGCAGGGACUCUGCUUCCCAACUGGAGAAAAUUACGAUUGAUCACGUUCAACAGAAACGAGAAGAACCUCACUGUUUACACAGGCCUUUGGGUAAAAUGUGCUCGGUACGACGGGAGCAGUGACUGCCUGAUGUACGACACUACUUGGUACUCAUCAGUUGACCAGCUGGACUUACGUGUCCUCCAGUUUGCCCUGCCCCUCAGCAUCCUGAUUGCGAUGGGUGCCCUGCUGCUUUGCCUGAUUGGAAUGUGCAACACUGCCUUCAGGUCCUCUGUCCCCAACAUCAAACUGGCCAAAUGUCUGGUCAAUAGUGCAGGUUGCCACCUCGUGGCCGGUCUGCUGUUUUUCCUGGCAGGUACUGUGAGCCUCUGCCCAUGCAUCUGGGUCUUCUUUUAUAACAUCCAUCUGAACAAGAAGUUCGAGCCAGUCUUUGCAUUUGACUAUGCAGUGUAUGUCACUAUUGCCAGUGCUGGGGGCCUGUUUAUGACUUCCCUUCUACUGUUUAUUUGGUAUUGUGCAUGCAAAUCUUUGCCUUCUCCUUUCUGGCAACCACUGUACUCCCAUCCUCCUAGUAUGCAUACUUACUCACAACCCUAUUCAGCACGCUCCCGCCUCUCUGCUAUUGAAAUUGACAUUCCAGUAGUUUCACACGCCACCUAAUGGGGAAAUAGUUAAUUGUUAGAGAAAACGUGUAGCCUCACAUGACUCUUGUGCAAGGAGCUCUUUGGCCCUAUGUACAUUUUCCUUUGUUUCUGACCAGUCAGUGAAGCCAAAUUUUUAUGUCGAGGUAGAAUGAAUUGCUGCUGGUUUUUAUGAGAAGUAUAUUAUUUUAAAUGUGAAUCAUUUAUCUUUUACUGGAAGGAUUUUUAGCCUUCAUAUUAAUAUGUGAUCAAUUCUUCAAAGUAGAAAGGACCUUGGUCACAGUUGAGGUGAUUUAGAGCAACAUGUUAAAGAAUUAUGAUGGCUCAGAGAAGCUGUUGUAUACAAUCUUUAUAAAUAUUUCAGAGUGUGUAUUGUCCUUUUUCUAUAUACCUUAAACUGGAAAAAAGGCAAUUUUAAAUAUAAGAAAUUUCUUUCAGAUAAGGGGGUGAUAUUUUAACAAUAGUCAAUAAUCUAUCAGUUUAAGACUAACUUUUCUCUCGGGGCUAAUUGUAUGAAUAGGUGCCAGUAGGUUGAAGAUUACUUUCUUUUGUGAGUUCCUUCUACCUCAUGCAAGUGUUUAGAAAUAAAAUGCAUUUUAAAUGAUGUCAGAAUAACAUUCUAAAUAUCUGCUACUUAUGUAUAACAUUUAACACACUUUUAAAGUUAAUGAUUCCAUGAAUUGUAUUAUUGGAGUUAAAAUGUGCCAUAUGACAGGUUCAUGUUUCCUUGAGGCAGAAAUCGGUUCCCAGGCAUCAUUCACCAAGCUGUACUUAUGUCCAUACACAAUCCGUUAGUGACUAAGAGAAGUAAGUAAAAAGGGCCGGUAUGGUUCUCUUUCAGGCAUAAGUGUAGGGGACAAGAGUCUGUUCUUCAGUGACUGCAUCAGAGAUUGACUAUGUUGACUGCCUUUUGAAUGAUGGAUGCAGAAAGGUGCAGCUUUACCAUGACCACAUUCACCCUUGAUUCAUUUCCUUGCUCGUAUCACUGAUAAUUUCCUUGAGCGUAUAUCUGUGCCCAACACUUUAGUAGGUGCUACAGAGGAUACUUGAAAAGUAUAAGACCUGGUCCCAUCCACUAAGACAUUUUAAUCUAAUAGAGAAGAUCAGACUGUUACUUGACAGGGAACAGUCUGACUUCAUUGGCAGCUGGCCUUAACUUUUCAAUCAUUGAUCCAGGAAUAUAUUUAUCCAGAGACAUGAAUUCCUGGCAGGCUCAAUAAUUGUACAACACCAAUAUUCUGGACCUAGCAAUUCAGUUAUUUCAAAUCCAUUGGAUCCUUAGGGCACCUAUCUUAGGGUAGAUGUUGUAAUAACACUUUUACCAGAUUCGUGAGAAUGGGCAAAACUGGUAGAGAAAUUGUUUCCUUUCCACCUCUGAAAGUAUGGUGAUGUAUUAAGGAGGGAGGAGUUUUUAAAAUCUCUUCUGGUGAGGUAACAAUUGGAUAAAACCAUGUUAAAACUGAGAUGAACACUUAGAAAUUCAGGGAUAUUGGUCUUUAGCCAUAUGAAUUUGAGCUGCUUAUUUAAUUAGUGUAAUUUGCUUAGCACUGUGUUCCUAAGGAUUUUGUUUUAUUAACCAUUACAGAUUUUACAAACAGUUGUAUGGUAAACGGAUUAUUAUGCCUUUUUGCAAAUAUGAGUAUGAUUCUGGCAUUUGUGUAGAUGAUAUAGUUGGUACCUUUUUUUUCUUCUAAUUCCAGUACUAGUUAAUGUAUAUAGCAAAUCUAGUUGUAUAAUUUUUAAAUGCCAUCAGUAGAAAGUAUGCGAGACUAUGGGUUUUUAGUUUUGGCUUCUGAUUCCUUUUAGUUCUUUUUUGUUUGUUUGUUUGUUUGUUUGUUUUUUAGAUACAGGAUCUCACUCUGUCUCUCAGGCUGGAGUUUAGUGGCAUGAUCGUAGGUCACUGCAGCCUUGAACUCCUGAUUCAAGUGAUCUUCCCACCUCAGCCUCCCAAAUAGCUGGGACUGUAGGCAUGAGCCACCACAGCUGGUGGCUUCUUUCAGUUCUGAUCCUUUCAUUCUUCUUGGAUAUAGCCAGGUCUUGAUCAUUCCAAGACAAUGGCAGGUGGAAUUUUGAGAUUAAUCUUUCCCCUUUGCUAGUUAAUUUCAGUCCCCUGUCUCAUUGAACUUUUGUCCAGAAGGAUCAAGAAUUCCACCAUUUCCUUGGUUUUUGUAUAAACAAUGUUAAAGAAAUACAGACUGAGCCAUAAAGAUACUAGACAGUUUUUAGUCUAAAGGAUUAUAAAUGUAAACAUUAAGCUUUCCUACAAGAAUCUUUUGGCCUCAUAAUCUGUAGCCUCAAAUUAGUAUUUAUUGAUUCACUAGGCAAAAGAAACAGCUGUUUCUUUAUUCUCUUGUUUCUUUAGUGUUUGUGAUUUGCCAUCAGUAGGUAUUUUUUAAAGCCAUCAAAGGAAACCAUUCUUUUUAGUCAUUUUUGAGGACUCAUCAGGCUAUCAUUGUGAUGGAGGUGAUAACUUGGUUGUUGUUGUUAAAAGCCUAUUAACAUUAAAGGCCUUUUAUAGAAGUCAGUUUGGAAAACAAACUUAAAUGUGGUAUGAUGCACCAGAUUUGGUUUAUCCAGCCAUGAGAGAAACAAAAACAAAACUGAGUUUACUUUACUUGUACAUAUACACUAUAAUGGAUAGUAUGUUUACUGUAAACUGCAAUGUAAAACCUCAAUAAAAGUGCACUGUACUUCUUGAUGUUUAUUAAAAGAUGUAUUUUUA